CCUUCCAUCCUGGGCGACACUUUGAAGGCUCCAGAGAAGAUCGCAAGAUGAAAACUCUGCUGCUGGCCUUGGGGGUGGUGACAUUCGUGUGCCUGGACUUAGGAGACACCAUGGAAUGUCACUCUUGCACUGGAAGAUUAUGUAGGACCUUUGCGAAGUGUCCAGAUGGGCAGUUCUGCUUUAGAAGAGAGAAUAGAACUGGUAUCAUCAGUAAGCAGAUAUCCAGGAUCGUCAAGGGAUGCACUGAUACCUGCGCUGAUCCAGGAGAAAAUGAGAAAGUUAUGUAUUGCGCAUUUGACAAGUGCAACUGGUAGUUCUGCAAGUGGCUCAAUUCCUUGAAGUUUGCCCUCAACCAUCAUGGGCCAUCCUUGAAAAUUUACGCUUCUGGCCUUUACCACCAGAUGGUCCAUAAUCCCCAUCCCCCCCUGCUCUCUUUGACACCGC
This is a messenger RNA of Ahaetulla prasina, 444 nucleotides long. Its product is annotated as toxin 3FTx-Dis4-like. The transcript is spliced from 3 exons. Bases 48 to 314 code for a protein of 88 amino acids. The record is from RefSeq and is a predicted model, not a curated record. Lineage: Eukaryota; Metazoa; Chordata; Lepidosauria; Squamata; Colubridae.